Messenger RNA from Exophiala bonariae, 1581 nucleotides. RefSeq lists its product as uncharacterized. Bases 1 to 1581 code for a protein of 526 amino acids. The record is from RefSeq and is a predicted model, not a curated record. The transcript is spliced from 2 exons. Gene Ontology annotation, molecular function: transmembrane transporter activity. Gene Ontology annotation, biological process: transmembrane transport. Gene Ontology annotation, cellular component: plasma membrane. NCBI's taxonomy places the organism in Eukaryota, Fungi, Ascomycota, Eurotiomycetes, Chaetothyriales, Herpotrichiellaceae.
AUGGCGAACUCUCCAGUAGAGCAGAAAGGCUCAACCAAAGCUAUCGAAACCAUUGGCCAUGACACUAUCGAAAACGAGCACUUCCAGCACCCUGCCCCAAUGACCGUGACAGAGGAUCCAUUCACAUGGCCCUUCUGGAUCAAGAUUGGUAUCACUCUCAAUAUCUGUGUGAACGCGUUCCUCAAUAAUGUCAGUGCUGCGGGUCUUGUGCCCACAUUGUCCCCAAUUUCUGCUCAGCUCGGCAUUCCCAUCACAGUGGCUGCCAACUUAAUGGCCUACAAUGUCCUUGCACAAGGAUUGGGCAACAUGAUUUGGGUACCUACCAUGCUGAGUUUUGGAAAGCGUUGGACCGUUCUGGGCACUAUGCUUCUAUUGUUGCCAUGCAUUGCAUGGGGUGCGACCGCUAAGAGCUACGAGAGCCUCCUGGCUGCUCGGAUUAUGUCAGGCUUUGCCUCAGGUGCCUCCGAGUCCUUUGCGCCAGUCAUCAUCGGUGACAUCUGGUACGAACAUAGUCUGACCACCGCGUUGGGCUUCUUUGUCCUCUGUAUUCUUGCAGGAGCCGGUCUUGGCCAGCUCGUCCUUGGCUACGUCACUCAAGGUGCGGGAUGGCGGUGGGCAUUCUGGGUUACCUUCAUCGCUUGUGGAGUAAACUUCUUGACUAUGUUACUAUGGCUGCCUGAAACUACCUAUCAGCGUGGUCUUACAGUCGGAACAACAGCAGGCGAUGUGGAAAGAAGCCAGAUGGUCAAAGAAGGCAAGACAGGAAAUGAUGAGACUAUUAUUGAUCGCGGGCAAGACGGGGUGAACCUGGCAAUCGUCGCCACAGCGCCGCAACUCAGGUCCUUUUCCCAGAACCUAUGGUUUUUCCGUCACCCUCAUGUCCAGUAUCGACAGAAUUGGUUCCUCAGCUUCAUCCGGCCGUUCCACUUCUUCAUAUCGGUCCCAGUCACCUGGUCGAGCCUGACAUAUGCGGUGGCGGCUGGUGCCUUCACUGCUCUGGGCGUUUGUGUACCGCAGUUGACAGCCGGACCACCGUACAAUUUUGGUCCAGGGGCACAAGGUUUGUUCGGGGUUUCCAGUCUCGUAGGAGGCAUCCUCGGCGGCACGGUGGGCUCGAAGCUGGUUGAUAUCUAUAACAGCCGCAUGGAAAAGAGACGAUUCCGACGCCACCAGGAGCAUAAGCCUGAGGAAAGACUUGUUAUGAUCAUUAUCCCGUUUGUGACUGUCAGUACUGGCCUUGUCAUGUACGGUUUCACCAUCGAGAGACAGCUGCCUUGGAUUGCUCCUGCAGUAGGUUAUGUCAUGCAUUCGUUUGGCUUCGCCGUCUUAGCUGGCAUUACUUACAGCUAUGCCGUUGACGCCUAUCUUCUUCGCUCUGGAGAGGUUAUGGUUUUCAACAACACUAUCCGCGCUUUGCUCUCUUUCGGUUUUGCAAACUUUAUGCCAAGUUACAUGGUCAAGGUCGGUCCUGCCACCGCAUACUCGGUGCUUGCAGGUGUCGUAUGGGGAAUGUCAGCUCUGGCUCUUCCAAUGUUUUUCUUCGGACCAAAGCUGAGAGCGAUGACCAAUCGGCUUUUGUAG